GAGGAAGGGGAAGAGAUGGAGAGGAGUAGAGGGGUGGCGCAAUUCGGGUUCGGUGGUGCCGCUGGCGGGGGCGGACUCCUCUUGCUCCUCCUCGUUCUCUUUUUGAGUACCGCUGCCGCUACUUUGGAGGCGGAUUUGGAGAAGCGUAGCGGAGGGUCGGUGUCGCGCGACUCCACAAAGGAUAGUUGUAAUUACACGAUCUUAAUUGAAACUACAUGUACCAAAGGGGCAGGCACAGCAGACCAAGUAAGCUUAAGAUUCGGUGACUCGAACUCGACAGAUAUCUUAGUACGUCAUCUCAAAACCAAACACACAAAAUGGGUCGAUGAGUUAGGUCCAAUGGUGCUCGAUGAUGUGCCAAGAGUACCAUUUCAAGAAUGCUCAAUUGAUGUGUUCAAGAUCACUGGCAAGUGCAUCCAUUCACAAGUUUGCUACUUCUAUCUGAAGCAUAGAGGUGAUGAUGAUUGGAGGCCUGGUCAAGCUCAAGUGGUAGUGACAGGUGCAGCCAAGCUGUCCUCUAACUCAUUCUAUUUUCGAAGGUUCCUUCCUCGUCGAGUCUGGCAUGGGAUCGACAAUUGCGAGGUCGAGGUUACUCCAUUUGGGAUUCGGCAUCCAAGGAGAGUCUUUGGCAGCAAACACGAAUCAAAGUUACCAUAAGCUUGUCACCUAUCAUCCAGUGCAUAUGUCUUAUGCAUGAUUAAGUGGAACAAGUUGCAUGAAUUGUUGGCUUAAUGGGUUAUCAAAAGCAAGCACCAGAUAGAUUAUCCAAUGUUAAUUUUGCUAUAUGUGCACAAUAAAGAUUUAGAGUAUGAAUCCAAA
This is a messenger RNA of Elaeis guineensis (African oil palm), 819 nucleotides long. RefSeq names its product embryo-specific protein ATS3A. The record is from RefSeq and is a predicted model, not a curated record. Lineage: Eukaryota; Viridiplantae; Streptophyta; Magnoliopsida; Arecales; Arecaceae. Gene Ontology annotation, molecular function: protein binding.